UAGGAUUCGUUGUUUUUUCAGUAUUCGUUUUUAGAUAAUCAUGAAUUUGGGUUUUUAAAUUUUGGCUGCAAAAAAUGCUAAAAAUCAAUAUUAAAUUGAAAUAGUGUAUAAUAAAAAUAAAAAUUUUCUGAUUGCUGUAAUAGUCGAGUGUAAAAGGCGUAGAUAACAGCUCAAAGCUUUUAAAUAAUAUAUUAAUACGCAAACAAAAUCACGUUCAUACAAACCUAUCUAGCUGGUGGAGUGAAACGCAAAUUGGUAUCGCUUUGGUGCGAGGACGGUGACCAAAAUCAUAACAAAGUCAAGUGUGAUUUGUACUUUAAUAUUAAAACAUGUCGACUUUGGAGGCUGGUGACGCCCCAGCGCUGGGGUUGAUUGGCAAGUUAGCGCAUACAUUUGGUGCCACGGAAGCUGCGUUGCGUUUACUGUUAUCAAUUUUUACAGGCUAUGGAAUUGCUUACGUAUACCGGAAGGUGCUCAUUCACCAACCCAACAAACUGUUGCAUCACUUAUAUUUUUUGGUGUGGGGCUUGCUGCUGUGCCUGUUUAAUUUCGGACGUGAUACCUCUCAUUCUCUAAUUGCUAUAGCCACCACGUAUGUGCUGGCACGGUUUUUCCGUUCAUCACCGCGCGAGCUUAUUAUUAUCAAUUUCGUCUUUCACAUGUCUUAUCUGCUCGUGGGCUAUUACUUCACCGAAAGCAAUGAAUAUGAUAUUCUUUGGACAAUGCCACAUUGCGUGUUGGUACUACGUUUGAUCGGCUUCAGUUUUGACAUUACUGAUGGGCUGAAAAAGCGUGAACAGCUUUCGAAAGAGCAGCAGGAAAAUGCUAUUGCCUCAAUACCCUCGGUGAUUGAGCUAUUUGCGUUCGCUUAUUUUCCUUGUGCGUUUCUAAUUGGUCCACAAUUUGCAUAUCGCCGUUAUCAGCGUUUCAUUGAGGGCGAAUUUAGGCAAUUUGAAGGUGGCAACGAGGCUGGCCUCAAGCGAAUGUCAGUUGGACUUGCGUACUUAAUUGUUAGGCAGGUGGGUGCGUCAUAUUUCCCCGAUUCCUACUUCAUUUCGGAUGAGUAUGCGAAAGUGCCAUUCUUUUGGCGUUUAGUCUAUUUGGGUGUGUGGGCAAAAUUGUCAUUGUGCAAGUAUGUGGCUUGCUGGCUGCUGACAGAGGGUGCGCUCAUGAUUUUGGGCAUCUCGUAUAAGGGCAAGAAGGAGAAUGGCGAAAACGAUUGGUCCGGCUGCUCGAACGUAAACCUCUUCAUAUUAGAAACUGGCUAUUCUAUGCAGCAUUAUGUGCACUCAUUUAACGUGAACACAAAUCAAUGGGUUGGACAAUAUGUUUAUAAGCGUUUGAAGUUUCUAAACAACCGCACGAUCAGCUAUGCUGCUGCUUUGGGUUUCUUGGCCGUAUGGCACGGUUUCCACAGCGGCUAUUACAUGGCAUUCCUCAAUGAGUACAUGACUGUGACAGUGGAGAAGCAAUUUGCCAGCGUUUGGGCUAAGAGCAAAAUCGAUGUGUAUGCUGACAUCGUUAGUCCGCCAUUUGUCUAUCCCGCUCUGAAAUACUGUGUCCAAAAAUUGUACGAUCUCUUCUAUAUCGGCUGGUGUAUGACACCAUUUAUUCUGCUCAGUUAUCCGCGUUGGAUCAAGGCAUAUGGAUCAGUCAAUUAUUUUGUUUUCGUGGCUGUUAUAGGUUGGACGAUUUUCUAUCAAGCAUUUAAAUAUUUUGAGCGAACAGCUAAGAGACGUGAACAGGAUAAUACUUUUGGCCGUGCAACAACACUCUCGCCCACAGUGGCGGAGACAAAUGAUGCCAAGAGAGAUUAGUAAAUGUACUUAUGAAUAGGUGAGGCAUUGAAAUUGUGCUGUAAUUGUUACUGCAAGCAUAUUAUUUACAGGGAUAUCACAGAAUCCAUCGCAUUCCGAUUUUUCGUGAAAUCUACGAAAAUGCCAUCAUGCCGUAGCAAUUCGGAUCCGACAUCGCAUCUCGUAGAUUUUACGAAAUAUCUAACUACGAUGGAUUUUGUGAUAGCCCACAUAAAUUCUGUAAAGAUAAAAGGCUGUUGACAAAAGUGAAAUUCGAAAAAGUGAGACACACAUAUUUUUAUAAGCUUCUAAAUAUUAUACUGUGCUCAAUAUUAAUUUUGUUUUUUUUAUAUAAGCGCAUUGGCUGCCUACCUUGGUUCUGUUAACUUAAGUAUUAAAAAAUCAGCUGGUUUAAUUUCCAGUAAGUGGUUUUCACCAAAAUGCAAGAAGCUUUUUACUAGCAAUAUUUUAAACUUGAGGAAAUUUUUUCCGAUAUAAUUGUCAGAAAAGCUGUAUAAUUUUAAAGAAUAGUAUUUUUUUGUAUUUGACAGUGGCACAUCCUUCUAGUCAGUAAAAGUCUAUUAUAACACAUUGAAUUAUUUUAUAUUAUACAAAUCUCAGGCACGCCUAAUAGUUUAUACAUAAAUAUAUUUUUUAGCUGACGAAAAUAGACGUUUUCUUGCAUAAGUUAAAUACUUAAUUUUCUGAAUAAAAAAACCAUGUAUUCGAAUAAUAAUUAUUAAAAGUUUCAAUGCAACCAAACUCUUUAAUUAAGCAAUUAGUGUAGUUGUUGAACGUCAGUGGAGAAGCAUAGUAAAAUAUACAAUAUUUACAAUCGUUGACUUCAAUUAACCAACUAAGAAAUAUAUCUGAACUGUUUAUUACUUUCCGAUCACAUAAUACUCGUACUUACAUACAAACAUAUGAAAUGUAUGAAUGCACCAAACUGUGAACUGUUUUUUAAGAUAAAAAUGGGAUUAACAUUGGAUCAAUUUGUAAAAUAAAUAAGUCAAUUUUCUUCUAAUACACCAAAAAAUUGUAUUA
This is a messenger RNA of Rhagoletis pomonella (apple maggot), 2840 nucleotides long. It is a transcript of the gene nes, whose product is annotated as lysophospholipid acyltransferase 5. Gene Ontology annotation, molecular function: 1-acylglycerophosphocholine O-acyltransferase activity; lysophospholipid acyltransferase activity. Bases 330 to 1817 code for a protein of 495 amino acids. Gene Ontology annotation, biological process: phosphatidylcholine biosynthetic process; lipid modification. The record is from RefSeq and is a predicted model, not a curated record. The transcript has 5 exons. Gene Ontology annotation, cellular component: membrane. Lineage: Eukaryota; Metazoa; Arthropoda; Insecta; Diptera; Tephritidae.